AUGGGCCACGGCGCGAGCAUCGCGUCGACACCGCAGUCGCACUGGGCGACAGCCAAGAAAUCCGUCAAGCUGAUCCAUGUCAAGGGCAACAAGGUUGGCCGUCGGAAGAGCCGAGACUCGAGUACCACGAAUGCUACGGACGACGACGACGUCAACUCGAGCCCACUGCCGCCGGGACUCCAUCACGCGCCACCGUUCCUUCACCACAAGGCGAAAUCUCUGUCCGCGUCGUCGAGAGGCCAGCGCGACCCGGUACGAUCUUUCUCGGACGCAAUCACGUCGCCGACCAAGUGUGCGUUUGCUCAGUUGCCACCCACCCACUCGCUGGUUGACGUGCAAUUCCGAGCCGAGGCCUACCAAUGCAUCACAGAUGCCCUGGAGGGAGACAUCAAGACAGCCCUCCGACACAUUCGAGACCGUGUCGGCCGCGAACGCCAUGUCCCACAAGUCCGCUACUUUACAACAGACAUCAACGGCGUCGAGUUGGUGCGGUGCCGUCUUGUUGAUAUGCCGCUGGAAGCAUUCAGCCGCUGCAUUUGGGGAACGUUCACGUCCACGAUGAAGCACGACGAGUGGUCGGUCCAGAGCUUGGAGCGGUUGGACGACAACACGUGCUACUGCCGCGUGCAGUUCGACCAAGGCGUUGCGACCAAUGUACCCCUUCAUCUGAAUGUGUUGCUUCGGCUAGUGCGAAAGCGGGACCGCGUUGUGGUCGUCCUGCGAAAUAUCGUCGAAGACAACGAAUACCCUCUGCCCCCUCAGUCCAUUCGGCUGCUUAUGAACGGCUGGUUCGUGUUUGAUCGCGAUCACCAGAACACGACGCUCGCGCGCACGCUCGUACAAUGCUAUGCCACUCGCACCGAUAACAACUUUGACGAAGAUGACCAAGUCGCGCGGGCAAACGAUCCGCCGCACUACAAUCGUCCGCGGAAACCGUGGUUGCGCGAAUUGGUCAGUCGCAUGUUUGUUGCUAUCGACGCGGCAAACACGGGAAAACUCCACGUCCCUCCACCCGAGACGGCCGCAUUAGUCGUUCAUAAGCACAGCGCCGCUUUGAACGGCAACUACUUUGAGUCCCGGUGA
Aphanomyces invadans is the source of this 1083-nucleotide messenger RNA. RefSeq lists its product as hypothetical. The transcript is spliced from 3 exons. The record is from RefSeq and is a predicted model, not a curated record. The coding region runs from base 1 to 1083 and encodes 360 amino acids. NCBI's taxonomy places the organism in Eukaryota, Oomycota, Saprolegniomycetes, Saprolegniales, Verrucalvaceae.